Messenger RNA from Huiozyma naganishii CBS 8797, 726 nucleotides. RefSeq names its product transcription factor TFIIE subunit TFA2 (gene TFA2). The record is from RefSeq and is a predicted model, not a curated record. Gene Ontology annotation, cellular component: transcription factor TFIIE complex. The transcript has a single exon. NCBI's taxonomy places the organism in Eukaryota, Fungi, Ascomycota, Saccharomycetes, Saccharomycetales, Saccharomycetaceae. Gene Ontology annotation, biological process: transcription initiation at RNA polymerase II promoter. Bases 1 to 726 code for a protein of 241 amino acids.
AUGAAGACAGCAAUAACGAUUCGGAAAGUUCCCCUCCAAAAGGUAAGACCGGGGUCCAUUGCUGCUGCUGCGCUGCAAGCAUCUCAGACAAAUCUGGCACAGAGCCACGACUCUUCCAAACUACUGUGGGCAACUGAGUACGUUCAAAAGAAGGGGAAGCCAGUCCCUAUAAAUGAACUUAUGGACUAUUUAUCCCUGAGUCCCAACGACAAAGUGCUUGAUCUACUGAAAAAACUAGAGAAAAUCGAGUUUGAUCCUAAGAAGAAUGCUUUCAGGUAUAUCUCUACAUAUGACGUGCACUCCCCUGCAGAGUUAAUAAGGUUGUUGAAAUCACAAGUAACCUUCAAGGGGAUAUCGUGCAAAGAGUUAAAGGAUGGGUGGCCUCAGUGCGACGAAGCUAUCAAUGAGUUAGAAGAGGAAAGUAAAAUUCUUGUUCUAAGGACAAAGAAGGACAGAACCCCCAGAUACGUGUGGUAUAACAGUGGUGGUGACCUGCAUAGAAUCGAUGACGAAUUUAUCAAAAUGUGGGAGAACGUUCAGUUACCACAAUUUUCUGAACUACCUAGGAAAUUGCAAGAUUUAGGGUUGAAACCGGCCAGUGUCGAUCCAGCAAGUAUCAAAAGACAAACAUCAAGGGUGGAAGUCAAGAAGAAGAGACAAAGAAAGGGGAAGGUUACGAACACGCAUAUGGCCGGUAUUUUGAAGGAUUAUUCGAGCAGAGGUUAA